CCCAUAUUCCAUUCCGACUGACGUGGGAGGUUGGGGGGGAUGGAGUGGCAUUUUGGUAAAAUCAUCUUAAGGCAAAGCGCCCUUGUACCGUAUAAAACCCCGACGCUUCGUUCGAGAGAAGUUGCCAAACGCCUAAACGUCAGUUGGCUCACAUUCUCCAAGCAAUUAAAUUAAAAUACAUCGGGCAAAAUUAAAAGACUGUCCCGAUAGAAAUAGAGCAGUGAAGAAGCAGCAACAAGGAGAAGCAAGCAAUGGCAGCGGCAAGCUUUUCGGGUCUCCUCGCCUUGUUGUUCAUGGUGGCCUCCUUCGUCACAUAUCCUGUCACGGCGGCCACAGUCGGCGACUACCGGCUGCGGUGGGUGCCAGUGAGAGGCGGGUGCGAAGGCUCCAUAGAGGAGUGCAUGGGAGAGGGAGGGACGAUGGAGAUGGAGAUGAGCCGGCGCAUCUUAGCGACGUCACAGUAUAUAAGCUAUAGGGCGCUGCAGAGGAACACGGUGCCGUGCUCUCAGAAAGGUGCGUCCUACUACAACUGCCAACCAGGUGCGGCAGCUAACCCUUACACCCGAGGCUGCGCCGCCAUCACUCGUUGCCGCACUAAUUAGUAUUAUAUUCGACGUCUAUUCUGAGUAAGGCUUGUGGUGGUGUUCGUUUCUAGUGUUUCUCUUUCGUUAUUCCUACUUGCUUGUGUAAAAGAUGUGAACUUAUUGUGCGCUUUAAUUUGGCUCAUGGUUUGCAUAUACCAGAUGCAAGCGAUGCCAUAUGUAUAAAGUUAUUUACUCAGAUAUGUUCGUACAUAGCUUUUAUUGCCGAUAGUAAAUUAGAUCUUUGGGACAUGAGCUACGGAAGUAAGUGAAGUGGAUAGUUUAUUAGGUUCAUCAAACUACAUGAAAAUUCACGUUGUGUCAUCAUCUCCGGCGGCUCACGUGGGAUUAUGAGUAGUUUAGAAUAUCUAGCUCGGGCAAUCAUUUGAAACUAACUGCGCGUCAAGUUAGAUAAUAGUCUUGGGUUUAGGAACUACGGCUAUGGGGGAUGCACUUUUCUCCAUGGGGAUGUGAGCCAAACUUCUUCUUUC
Messenger RNA from Neltuma alba, 1072 nucleotides. Its product is annotated as rapid alkalinization factor-like. Gene Ontology annotation, biological process: calcium-mediated signaling. The transcript has a single exon. The record is from RefSeq and is a predicted model, not a curated record. Lineage: Eukaryota; Viridiplantae; Streptophyta; Magnoliopsida; Fabales; Fabaceae. The coding region runs from base 252 to 602 and encodes 116 amino acids. Gene Ontology annotation, cellular component: plasmodesma.